Molecule: messenger RNA, 662 nt
Organism: Frieseomelitta varia
Lineage: Eukaryota; Metazoa; Arthropoda; Insecta; Hymenoptera; Apidae
Gene: Tat
Product: tyrosine aminotransferase-like
Exons: 4
Coding region: 288-647 (119 amino acids)
Biological process (GO): biosynthetic process
Molecular function (GO): pyridoxal phosphate binding
Source: RefSeq, a predicted model, not a curated record
CGUUCGUGGAACAGUGGAACAUUUCGAUUAUUGGCAGACUCGGAGAACUGAGUCUCCUCUCGCAAUCAGUGAUGGAACGUUUCGCCAACGAUGAUCUUCGUUCGAUCCCUUCUAAGAAAAUAGGAUAAGAAAACCGAUUGAAAUUCAUCGUGCGGACGUCUGACGACUCAUUGUCAAUUGUUAAUUUAAUAAAAAAAAACGACGUGACGUGGUGAAUAUCGUGAGGUGUUCGAGGGAUCUAAUUCUGCGGGAAUUUGUGGUGUAGCGUUGAAAUUUUCAAGCUCGGCAUGUCGGUACCUGUACGUCGCGGCCAAUGGAACGUUCGGGCGUCUGACAUCGCGAGGAACACGCACAACCCCAUAAGAUCGAUCGUGGAGAGCCUCGUGGUCGAGCCUAAUCCUGCCAAGUCCAUGAUCUCGUUGUCUAUCGGUGAUCCAACUACUUUCGGCAAUUUGAGACCACCGAAAGAAGUAAUCGACGCUGUCCAGCAAAGUCUCGUCUCUCAAUUAUACAACGGAUACGCGCCCAGUACAGGCCACCAGAGGGCGAGGGAGGCUGUGGCAGAGUACAGCUCCAACGAGUUGGCGAAGGUAGACGCAAAGCGGGUACUUUUUAUCUUUGAAGAAGAAAAAGAGACACCAACCUAAAAGAAAGGAACUAUG